UGAUAGGUUCAUGAAAAAAAAAAUUUAAACCUCGCCUCUCAUUUUUUUCCUUCACACCCAUUAUUUAUUUUCCCUCAAAUUUUCAUUUACGUGAUCAUUUAAGCAAACCCCUUUUUUUCUCUCUCUUCAUCUUGUAAUUCCAAAAAAGAAAGUUAGGAAUUAAGAGAAAGAAUGCCGUCCCUGGAAGAUGAACUGUUCCCAUCGACACCAGGGAAAUUUAAAAUCGAUAGAGGCCAUAAUAUUAACCGUCAAUUCCACCGUUGUUUCGCUUCAACCAGCACCAUGUUUAUAUGGGCACUUUUCUUAAUCGCUUUAACGGCGUCGUAUUUAAGUUUCCAAAGCUUCGUCGAUUCCGGUAACCGGUAUUUCACCGCUUCAUGGGGUGGAAUCCAAUGGGAGAAACAAAUCCGUAACUCCGCUAAAACUAAUCGUCCCGGUGGAAUGUCGGUACUGGUGACAGGCGCCGCCGGUUUCAUCGGUUCCCAUGUUUCACUCGCUUUGAAAAAACGCGGCGACGGCGUCGUUGGGCUUGAUAAUUUUAAUAACUAUUAUGACCCUUCGUUGAAGAAAGCAAGGCAAUCAUUGUUACAUAGCCAAGCCAUUUUAGUCGUUGAAGGUGACUUAAACGACGUUAAGCUGAUGGCUAAGCUUUUCGACUUGGUGGCUUUUACUCACGUUAUGCAUUUAGCGGCUCAAGCCGGUGUAAGGUACGCCAUGGAAAAUCCUAGCUCUUACGUUCAUAGUAAUAUAGCCGGUCUCGUUACCCUUCUUGAAACUUGUAAGUCGGCUAAUCCGCAGCCGGCUAUCGUUUGGGCUUCUUCCAGCUCCGUUUACGGCUUAAACGAUAAAGUUCCUUUCUCCGAAUUAGACCGGACUGACCAGCCGGCUAGCUUAUACGCCGCCACCAAAAAAGCCGGUGAAGAAAUUACCCAUACUUAUAACCAUAUUUACGGUUUAGCAAUAACCGGGUUAAGAUUCUUUACUGUUUAUGGUCCAUGGGGAAGACCCGAUAUGGCGUAUUUCUCGUUCACGAGAAAUAUAUUACAAGGGAAAACAAUCACGAUAUAUCGUGGGAAAAACAAAGCGGAUUUAGCACGAGAUUUCACAUAUAUUGAUGAUAUCGUGAAAGGUUGUUUAGGAUCGUUGGAUACAUCCGGGAGAAGUACCGGGUCGGGUGGUAAAAAACGGGGACCCGCACCGUAUAGGAAUUUUAAUUUGGGUAAUACGACGCCGGUUAAGGUUCCGACGUUGGUGAAUAUACUGGAGAAACAUUUGAGGGUUAAAGCGAAAAGGAAGAUUGUGGAAAUGCCUGGAAACGGCGACGUUCCGUACACACAUGCGAAUAUUAGUUUGGCCCGAAGAGAAUUCGGGUAUAAACCGACAACCGAUUUGCAAACCGGGUUGAAAAAAUUUGUUAGAUGGUAUUUAUCUUAUUAUGGUUAUAAUCGUAAAGAUGUUUGGUAAUU
Gossypium raimondii (Peruvian cotton) is the source of this 1466-nucleotide messenger RNA. Its product is annotated as UDP-glucuronate 4-epimerase 1. The record is from RefSeq and is a predicted model, not a curated record. Bases 172 to 1464 code for a protein of 430 amino acids. NCBI's taxonomy places the organism in Eukaryota, Viridiplantae, Streptophyta, Magnoliopsida, Malvales, Malvaceae. The transcript has a single exon.